Molecule: messenger RNA, 1408 nt
Organism: Hyaloscypha bicolor E
Lineage: Eukaryota; Fungi; Ascomycota; Leotiomycetes; Helotiales; Hyaloscyphaceae
Exons: 1
Coding region: 304-1101 (265 amino acids)
Source: RefSeq, a predicted model, not a curated record
UUCGCAGUCUAGGCUUGAUACUUCGAGGACACCAGACACUUUUUCUACUGGCAGUAUUGAUAAGCCGAUAUGUUGAAGGUGAGCUGCUCAAGGUUAGAGGAUCUCAUUUGAAUCAGGGAAGGGAGGGGUAUCGGAGAAGUUCAGAUUCACCUUUGAUCAACCAUCGUCAUCAAGUUUGCUACAGAAGUCAACCUCAACCUCGACCUCUCGACAUCUUCCAUUGCCAACGCCAACACGAAUCAACCUUCUCAACUUCAACAAGAACGUCGCGAUCUCCCUCGAAUCGGCUAUUCGGCGUCGAAAAUGUCGACUCGAUCUCCCUACCGCAUCGAGACAUCAGGAGAACGUGAUAUUUUGACAUCAGUCCCGCCAGAGAUACUGGUAAAGAUCAUUGCCCUGAUUCCGUCAAAGCACUACCUAGACCUAGUACACACAACCAAAGCUCUUCGAAACUUUAUCAAGCUUAAUGCUAGCAGUAUAUGCAACGAGGCAAUCCGGUCCCGGUUUCCUGUCGAGGCAAAAGUUCUACAAUCGGAGCCGGAAGCAGGAUGGCUAGUCCCUACGCACGAGAAGGUCGCGGAGGAGGAGGAACGUUUUCGACAAAAACUUAAUACAAUCCGACCUUCCAAUAACGAGCAAGGAUUCAGUCUCCUGGGCAAAUCACCCACAGAAUCCACUGUUAGCAUCAAGAUUACUUCCCCUGGACCGCAAUACCUUCACUUUCUGGAACACAACAUACUUCAACUUUUCACGCAAGCCGAAAUAGGCAAAUACUCGCGGAUUGCGGACAAGAGAUGGCCCGCUACAUAUGUUUGGGUCAAGGAAAUUCGUGAAGUGGUGGUAGAUGGACGGAAACACUUCUUCGGUUUUCGCCAUCACCCUUUCGGGGAAUUGGCUGAGCCGUUUUCCUCUUUCAUGCGCUCCUUCAAUAAGCUGUUGGUAGAGGCCAAAAACGGAGAGCUCGUUCGUCGUGAUUAUGGCCGGACCAGGACCCGGUUCCCGAGAGAGCUGGUCUGGUUCUAUGGUGUCGAAAGGUUGAGGAUCGUAAAGGAAGGUGAGGUGGCGGACUGGAAGACUUUGCCAAUCCUGCUGUGGCAAUAGAGGGCUGUGCUCAUUUUUCUGGCAGGGUGGCAUAUCUGAACGUGAAGAGGGUAUGAUAAUGGUUCAGAAGUGGAUAUGGGAAGAACGAAGAAACCUUUGGGCAUUGGGAUACAUACGGUUGUUGAUGCACUUAGCGAUAUGGGAGCACUUACUUGGGAGCAUGGUUCUUCAUAGCGAAACAGGAACAAUCAAUUGGACAUAGGAAAUCGGAAGACUUAAUUAAUGUGGAUUGCGCAUUCACUCCAAAUCCACACCAAUAACUAACUUAACACGUGAACAAGUGAUAAAAUGACGUCGCUACACUGCU